AUGCAGAGGAAUCAUUAAUUUAUCAUUCUUAAUAUUUACAUAAUCUUAAUAAGGCUGCAGCUAAGGCUUAUGAUUUAGGUUUGUAGAACCCAGAACUUUAUUUUGAAACUCUAGAUAUUUGAUUAAAAUUUGAUUUUGACAAUCAUCCAGAUUUUGUUACCAUCUCAUUUCUAUUUACUAGAGAUUAUAUUUUGACUUAAAAUGAUGAAUCUAAGGAAUAUUUUAUUUCUUUAAAGUUAUAGAAACUCUAUUCUAUUUUCAGAUUAACAGCAGUAUUGGGUUAAAAUAGAUUGGCUGGUGAAGAUUUAACAGAUGUAUUAAUUCUAAUGUAUGAUAAUGCUUAAUUCAAUCCAAACCCAUAAUAAAAAUAUAUUCUUAGAAAUCUCACUUUUAAAUGCCUAUAGAAAAGCAGCAGAUAUGGUUAUUAUCGCUAAUUUCACAAACUUAAUCACAGUAUGAUUUAGUGAAU
This is a messenger RNA of Paramecium pentaurelia, 469 nucleotides long. Lineage: Eukaryota; Ciliophora; Oligohymenophorea; Peniculida; Parameciidae. The record is from the annotation of a GenBank genome assembly.